Messenger RNA from Lactuca saligna, 1104 nucleotides. The record is from the annotation of a GenBank genome assembly. NCBI's taxonomy places the organism in Eukaryota, Viridiplantae, Streptophyta, Magnoliopsida, Asterales, Asteraceae.
CUUAUUAAAAAAGUCCCCUCAUUUAUCCUCUCAAAUUUUCACAAGUAUGGUGUCAUUUCUCAAAUUUUUUUAUGGAGAAAAAAGCCAUCGCCCAAGUCUUCAACUAACACCAUUUGAAUAAUGCAUGAAUGAAAACUUCAAAGAAACUUAGAACAAUAAACAAUUUGGGAUGGUUUCAUACUUCCCCCUCCCAUAUCUUUCUAUAAAUAUAUGGUUUUACUUGGCCAAAUCUCAUAACCAAUUAUAAGUACUUUCUUGGAAAAUAACUAGUUUUCUCAAGAAAGGGUGAUGACUAAGGUGGCGACUAUGAGAAGAACACUAAUGGGGUUUGUUGCUAUUGCAAUGCUCUUGGAGUUGGCGAUGGCGGUGGAUCACACUGUUGGAGCUCCGAGUGGAGGGUGGGACGUGUCUACUAAUUUGGAAACGUGGGCUUCAUCCCAAACGUUUGUAGUAGGAGACAAUUUAGUUUUCCAGUAUGGACCUUCUCAUGAUGUGCUUGAAGUGUCUAAGGAUGACUAUGAUUCUUGUUCAUCGUCAAGUCCUAUUUCCACCGCCAUUACUAGCCCUACCACAAUCCCACUUACAACCACCACAAGCCGCUACUUUAUCUGUGGUAGAAGUAAUCAUUGUAGCCAAGGAAUGAAGGUUGAGGUCACAACGGUGGCAGGAGCGCCAACACCACCACAAACCACCCCUCCUUCCACCCCAACCACACCAUCAAAUGCUCCUUCGAGCGAUUCAUCACCACCACCACCUGUCACUGGUGGGACCAUAAACCCUCCCACUCCCUCAUUGGCCAUGACACUAAAGAUGACUGUUGGUUCUUUACUUGGAUUUGGAUUCUUCGUGAUGAUGUUACUAUCCCUCUAAGUCUUUCUAGAAAAUGCAUUUGAGACUAUUUGGUUGUGUUUUGUUCAUUUUAUAGUUUUGUCUAUUAUAGAUCUUGUUGCUUUGUUUGAUCUAUUAUAGAAAUAUACUUACAUUUAUUUGUGUAUUAUAGCAUUUUAUUUUUAUUUUCUUUCUAUUAUAACAUUGUAUUUUCAUUUAAUUUUCAUGUUAGACAUUCGAUGAUAUUACUAUCCCUCUUAAAAAUUUUCUACAAAA